Pelodiscus sinensis (Chinese soft-shelled turtle) is the source of this 852-nucleotide messenger RNA. Lineage: Eukaryota; Metazoa; Chordata; Testudines; Trionychidae. The record is from RefSeq and is a predicted model, not a curated record.
GUGAGACAGCUCCUGACGGGCUCCGGCCUGUGCCCCGCCGUACCCGAGACUCUGGAAAAGGGUCACAAGCGCCAUUUGGGGGCCGGAGCGAACCUCACGCAGUGGGAGACAGCUGGCCCAGCGACGAUGAUGGGGAAGGAUCCCACGUCCCCCCCUGGCUCCGCGCUGCCCGGCUUCCUCACGCUCUGCCUCCUGCUGUGGGCUCCCAGGCUGGCCCCAGCACAGUUCACAGUGACGGGACCUGAGCACCCCGUCGCUGCCUCCCUGGGUGGGGAGGCCGUCCUGUCCUGCCACCUCUCCCCCCGGAUGAGUGCCGAGAGCAUGGAGGUGAGGUGGUUCCGAUCCCGGUUCUCUGAAGCCGUGCAUGUGUACCGCGACGGGCAGGACCAGAUCGGAGAGCAGAUGCCGGAGUACCAAGGGAGAACGGAGCUCUUGAAAGACAACAUCACCGACGGGAAAGUUUCCCUGAGAAUACGCGAUGUCCGGCCCUCCGACGAUGGGCAGUACAAGUGUUUGUUCCAGUCCAAGGUCUAUUAUAAGGAAGCUUUAUUGGAACUGGAGGUGGCAGGGCUGGGCUCUGUUCCUGACAUCGCGGUGGAGGGACAUCAGGACGGAGGGGUCCGGCUGGUGUGUCGAUCGUCUGGAUGGUUCCCCAAGCCCCAGGCUGAGUGGAGAGAUCAGCAGGGGCAGCACCUGCCAUCAGCCUCGGAAAGCAGCUCCCAGGAGGCGGGGGGCCUGUUUGGGACAGAGAUUGCCAUCGUUCUAACGGAACGGUCCAGCCGGAAAGUGUCCUGCCGGGUCCGGAACCCCCUGCUAGUCGCAACCAGGAGAGAGAGUCGGCGGUUUCCAUAG